This is a messenger RNA of Amphimedon queenslandica, 1036 nucleotides long. RefSeq lists its product as uncharacterized. Bases 1 to 936 code for a protein of 311 amino acids. NCBI's taxonomy places the organism in Eukaryota, Metazoa, Porifera, Demospongiae, Haplosclerida, Niphatidae. The record is from RefSeq and is a predicted model, not a curated record. The transcript is spliced from 6 exons.
AUGAGCACUCAAGCUGUUUUCGAGCGUGCUGUGAAGCACCAUCUCCCAACCGCCUUUAUAUCAUACCUUGAAAGGAUAGACGAGUUCCAGCUAGGCCAGGUCCUCACCUACCACUCUAAGCCUCACUGGUGGAAGAGAAAAGAGGUGGAUUAUGCUGGCGUCCCAACUGUUGAUUUGGAUCUGGACCUUGAUGCUGAAGUAAAGUCAGCUUGGUUGAGUUUGGGUGGUAAGCUCGGCGGAAGUGGAAAGAAGAAUGUGACACUUUCAGUGUCUUUAGGAGCACUGACUCACAUCAGGGCAAACAUGUUUGAUGUGUUGUAUAGGAAGGGGUACACUGUUGAUAAGAAUCAUCCUGUCAUCAAGGAGGCCGUUGCUAAGGGUGGAGUCCUUUUUGUCAUAUCGUCAAUUUAUGUGUCUGAUAAAGUUGAAGUCACAAUAAAGGAGCAGGAGUCAAUGAAGGCUAAUGUUAAGGAGGAUGAAGGGACUGAUGCCUCUGCAGGUGAUAAAGGAAAAGAUACCUCUACCAGUGAUAAAGAGAGUGGUGUUGAGAAGGAAGCUACUAAUAUCAUUAAAGAUGUUACCAAGGCAGCAGUGGGUGCUGCUAAACCUGAUGAGGAUGAAACAGCUACCGGUGAUGCAGAUGUUAGCACUACUGGAUUAACUAUAAGUAAAAGGGACAAAGCAUCUGUGAUUGGAUUUCACGUCAUGAAAAUUGAUAUCACAAAAACUGGCGAGCUUGUACCAACUGCCGAGAGUGGGUUUUCACACCAUCACAAGAUUCAUUUUCCCUUUGCUGAUACGUUUACUGCCACGCCCAAAGAGGGAGGAGCUUCAAAGCCAAGUGACGAUAAAGAAGGAACUACUACAGGUAAAACUGAUGAUAAAGGAGGAGACAAGGAACCAACCAAAGAGGAAGCAACUCCUGAUAAUAAAUAAAUUUUUGUGAACUUUUGAUGCUGCUAACUAUUGUGCUAUUGUGAACGCUUAUUGCUUAAUUUUGCUAUAAUUAUUUUCAUUAUCAAUUCUUAUAAUUUAA